CUGGAAAGCUGGAAAGCUGCCUCAUGGCCCAACACAACCUGCGCCCUCCUUCCUUGGAGGCAUAGACAAGAUGCAACCCACACCACGCUCCACCCCAACCCGGGGCGCAACUGACAUGGAACAAAAGAGGCGCAUAGCAAACAGGAUCCACUGCCGGGAAACGCGCGAGAGAAAAAGACGGGCUGAAGCGCUCCUGAAGGAGGAAGUCGAAAUCCUUUCCCUCUACAAGGCCUUGGUGGAGGAAGGCCCUGACCUCUUCUCUUGUCAUCGCGUCGAACCGGACGCCCCCUUCAGCUUCGCCUGCGAAAACUACUUUCAUCAGCUGCAGCUCGCUCCAGAGGAUGCCGUCGGGAAGCCUCUCGCAAGCAUCGUGGAUCCCGAAGACGCCCCAAUUCUGGCAGAGGCACUCAAUGAAGUCCUUGCCAACAAAACCAACAUCGGGGAUUCUGAACCGGGCAGUGGGAAGCUGGUGAAGCUCCGGGUAUCUUGCGGCAGCAUUUCCUGCAGCGCGAGUAUGUCUAUGGUGAUCGGUAGCCAGGGACUGGUCGUUGUCACUCGUCUCUACGGCAAUUAAUUAGUAAUCGGCUUUGGGCGGGAAAGGGGGAUGGGGGAUAUGAGCGGGAGAAGGUUUGGUGGAGGGAGCAAGAUGAAAACGUACUUACAUCAGUAUUUUGGAGGUGGGAUGUUGUUGUUGUUGUUGUUGACGCUAUCUGUUGUAGUUACUGUUGUUGUUGACGCCAUCUGUUGCAGUUACUGUUAGUCGUUGUUGUCAGGAUGUGUCAUGUUGUCAUAUUGUCGUCAUCGCAUGGAAAGUCGUUGAAGAGUUAUGUAUAAUCGAAUCCUAAACAAACAUAAAGAGUAAUGAGUCUCGAUGAUGGAACGUCGAGCGUAAGAAGGAGGGCACGAGUUAGCCGGGUUGUUCGUUUGGUAACAAUCGAGGUCGUGCGCCUUACACCUAACAAUGGAAUGCGUUCACGUUUUUUCCCGAAGGUUCUAUUUGCUGCAUAUGGCGAAUGGGGAGCGGGGGCGGGAGCGGGGUAGGGACAUCAGAAGACAAGGUUGAAGAGGGGGGCGGCGGUGAAAAACGUGGAGGGCAAAUAUUUUUGAUCAUGUUGGUUGUGUAAGUUUGUGUCAUUAUUGUGUUGUUAUCGUUUUGUCUUCACACUAUCAUAAGAGUCGUUCAGACUUCAUAAGAGUCGUUCAGACUUCUUGUCUAUCCAGUAACCCUGAAGAUCAAGACAGUAGUCUCGGUGGUGAGAUUUUAGUUUUUCUGUCAUUGGUUUGAGGGACGCGUACAUGAUUGUAGGAUCUUGUACAAUACUGUAGGUUUGUGGGUAGGAGAACAAUAUGUUUGGAACUGACAGUGGUACGCCUGCUGGAGAGAGUGGGAGGAGUCACUCACUU
Molecule: messenger RNA, 1404 nt
Organism: Ectocarpus sp. CCAP 1310/34
Lineage: Eukaryota; Phaeophyceae; Ectocarpales; Ectocarpaceae
Source: the annotation of a GenBank genome assembly